AUGACUUUAAAGGGAAUAUCUUCAAUAUUUAAAAAGCUGUCACAACCUGAGGAAGAUGCAGAGAAAGUACCGACAGGUUCUGUGUAUUCUAGAGCCUCUGAAAAACCUAAGCCUUUUGGCCAGGAAGAGCAAAUCGUUAACGAUGGAAUUGCCCCACCACGUAAAAUUCUUUUUCCACCUGAGAAAAUCUGCAUGGAUUGGCAACAGCCACUGAACGUUGGAGUUGGACUGCGGAAUCUGGGCAAUACGUGUUACCUUAAUGCUACUCUGCAGUGUUUGACGUACACACCUCCUCUGGCCAAUUACAUGCUGUCUCUUGAGCACAGCAAGUCAUGUCACGAAAAAGGCUUCUGUAUGAUGUGUACAUUGGAAGCUCACAUUAACCAGGCCCUGUGUUUCUCUAAUAAUGCUAUCAAACCUAUAUCUGUUAUCAAUGGCCUUAAAAGUAUAGGAGAACAUUUCUGUUACGGCAGUCAAGAGGAUGCACAUGAAUUCUUGUCCUUCACUGUUGAUGCUUUGCAGAAAGCUUGCUUGAAUGGAAGCACCACAUGGGACACAUCUUCUCAAGGCACUACACUUAUUUAUCAAAUAUUUGGAGGAUACCUAAGAUCCCAAGUAAAAUGCUUGAACUGCAAAGCCGUUUCGGACAGGCACGAGCCAUUCCUCAGUAUUACUCUGGAUAUAGAGACCGUUACGUCUCUCACCGCGGCUCUGAAACAAUUUGUGACACCUGAACGACUGGACGGAGAAAACAGCUAUAAGUGUAGCAAGUGCGAAAACAUGGUUCCUGCCUCCAAGAGGUGCACAAUACAUCGCUCCUCCAAAGUUCUCAUCGUAUCGCUGAAAAGAUUUGCAGAUUUUACUGGUGGCAAGAUCAACAAGGAUGUGGAAUACCCUGAAUAUUUGGAUCUUCGAGCAUAUAUGUCCCAGUCAAGGGGAGAACCACUCAUGUAUUCUUUAUAUGCAGUUCUUGUUCAUUCUGGUUUCAGCUGCAAUGCAGGACACUAUAUCUGCUUCAUAAAGGCCGGCAAUGGAUUUUGGUAUCGAAUGAAUGAUGCCAUAGUGGAGCGUUCUGAUAUCAAAACGGUUCUCAAUCAGCAAGCUUAUUUACUUUUUUAUAUCAGGCGCCACGAUUUGACAGUUGGAGAACGUGGUUUUUGCUUACCAGCAACUUCUUAUCCCCGUUCAUUCCUUGGUCAGCACGGGCCUAAUAGUAAGCAGGCUGGAUUUAUGGGAGCACGGCUUCCUCCUCGUAUGAUUAAGAAUUCAAGUCGUUUAAAUGGAAAUGGACCCCUAGAAGAGGAUACAAAUCCUGUUGGUAUCACCAUAAAAAGGCCAUCUUCAGCUCCACCAACAGCUUGCAUUCAAAACUGGGCAAUUACCAGGCCUUCAGCUACGGAUCCAUCUAAAGCCCAGAAGAUCACUAUCAGUAUUAGUAACAAAUUGCCUGAGUGUCAGACUGUGUCACAACCUGACUGUCUUACCAGUGCUCUGGAGAAUGAGGAUCUCAGCAAGGCUGUUCCUUCCUCCACAAUUACAAAUUCUCUCAGAGCAGAGUCUACCUCAAAUGCAUCUACAGUGGCAGUUGCUGCUAACAUUUCCAAACAGGAAGUUCCUGAUGAAAUGUUUGUAGAGCCAGCAGUGAAUGGAAGUCCUACACUCGGGUCUGAUGCUACAGUCGCUUCCGGUCCAGAGUCUUCAGGAAAAUCUGAGGCGUCGAAUGGCGUGUUUAAAAUGAAUUACAACAUAUCUUCCAAUGGAAUUGUAAUAUUGAAGGUAGUCGGCACGUUGCAGAAUUCCCGUUCUUUCUGUGAGAGUGCUGAAGAAGAGAGAUCCCAUCACGUGCUGCCAAAAAAUGAUUCACUAAAUGGUGCUAUUAGUUUAGAUAAUGGAUCUAAACAAAACGGACUGAAACUUGAUGAUUUUACUUGCCAAGUCCAACCUGCUAAACCUUCUGAGAUACUCUUUGCUAAAACAAAUGGAUUGCUUGAACCAAUACCUGUAGCUGAGUCACCGAUUCCUCAAGAAAUAGUCUUAGAAUCCCUGGCCUACAGCCACCUGAACAGGUUGUCAGAGAAAACAAGUGUCCCUGCACCUCAGAAGUCUGAGGGUGAUCAUCUUACGGAAACCGUAGUGACGGAAACAGUGUUUGUCUAUGAACAAUCCAGGAUGCCUCUUUCCGACCUUGGCUGUGAGAUUGAGAGUCCUUUUACUGUAUCAGACUCUGAAACCACUGAAACCAUUGCUACCGAAGACGUUGCUGAAAGUGUGAUAACAAAUGCUGAUAACGUACAUCCCAGUAUCAACGGUCAGCAGAAGGUCAGGAAAAUAUCCCUGGAUACUGAAGAUGAAUACCUUGGGCAUUGUGAGUCUGAAGAAAGUAGAGACAAAGACAAACCAGGAAGGCCAAAAGAACCUGUACUCAUUGCAAAAGGAGAUCCUUCGUAUAUGAAAGGGUCUCCCGAGAGUGAAGAGAAAUUAUGGCAAACUUCCUCUGUGAAGUCUGACAUUGAAUGUAGUCCUAAAAAACUUGCAUGUCUAGGUGUUACAGAUAAAUGCCAAGAUACAAAGGACAUUUCUAAUAACGAUGUAGAGGUACCACCUGUUAAUGACUCUUCUAUUACAAAGCUGGAUAAAGUUCUGGAGAGUCAAUUCCCCAGACAAAAUGAGGGGCUGAAUAAUAAAAAAUGCGAAGAGGAUAACAGGCAAAAAUACGAGGAGAAGGUACAGGACUCCAAAAAAACUGACAAAGGGCACUACCGAAAGAAGAGACAAUACUCUGACAGUAAAGACCAGAAGCAAAGCAGGAGCAAAGCGGAUGAUCGUUCCUACAAAAGGAGGCGCUCUUGCAGCAUGGAAACAAAUAAGCAAUAUCAUCAUAAGCAGGAUUAUUGCAACGAAGGCAAGUACAGACCUUGCCAUCAUGAAAGAAACAGUGCAAAUAAUGGCAAAAGCUCAGGAAAAUACUCUCGUUAUAAAUCCCGAAGCAGAGAAAGAACGGAACAAGACAGGAAUGGGUAUUACCAUUCCAAAGGAGAGAGGACUUGGAACAGGGAAAGAUACUACCAAGAUGAAUUACGGAGAUGGGAAGAAUGCAGAUAUUACAAGGAUUAUUACUCUGUUCAUGGAACAGGAGAUGGUAGAGAGAGGAAGUCCUCUCAUUUUGAUAAAGCCUUUGACAAAUUGAGUCGAUUCUACAAAUCACAUGGGGAUUAUCACUGCAAGAGCAGAUGGGCUCACAACACUCACUCCAGAGAGGAAGGAGCCCAUCACUUGAGUAGCCACAGAGGGAACUUCCGUCACUGUUCAGUACCUCUGCAGCAGUCGGAAAAACACUCUCGGGAAGGGCACGCACCUCCACCUGCCUCAGCUCAUGCACAAUUUGACAUCUCUUUCUGGGAAAAUGAGAAACUGAGGCUUGGCAAGAGGAAAUAUGGCGACGCAGAAGGAAGCGAAGCUGAAGUGGAAAAGAAACGCCACAAGAUAGAUGACCAAAGAAUGAAAAAAGAUAAGGAGGUCAAGAAGAAAAUGAAGUCCAAAGAAAAAUAUCAAGAGAAGGAUUACAAGUAAGCAGGAAUUCCAGCAUAAUCCGCCAUUCUUUUCCUAACUCUUUUCUGAAUGUUUCCCAUGCCUGCCUUUUUCCCAUUGUCUCUAAGUGAUUUAUAUAGGAUAACCUGACUACGGGUUGGUCAUUAGGCUGGUCAUUAGGUUGGUCAAGCAAACAUAGGAGGGAUGUUGCUGAAUAGCGUUAGAAUGCUAGAUCUGGAGCACAAAGCGAAGAACCUGUCGUGGUUUAAGCCCAGCCUGCUGAACCCAGGACAGAACCGCAUCUGCGCACUGUUCCUGAUUAGGUUGCAACAAUUACAUAUUUUUAAUUCCACA
Pezoporus occidentalis (night parrot) is the source of this 3882-nucleotide messenger RNA. RefSeq names its product ubiquitin carboxyl-terminal hydrolase 42-like. The record is from RefSeq and is a predicted model, not a curated record. Gene Ontology annotation, molecular function: cysteine-type deubiquitinase activity. NCBI's taxonomy places the organism in Eukaryota, Metazoa, Chordata, Aves, Psittaciformes, Psittacidae. The coding region runs from base 1 to 3570 and encodes 1189 amino acids. Gene Ontology annotation, biological process: protein deubiquitination; regulation of apoptotic process. Gene Ontology annotation, cellular component: nucleus; cytosol. The transcript is spliced from 14 exons.